CAAAGGAGCAUGAGCAUGGAGUUGUUGUUUGAGCUCAAACACAAGCAGGAAGCAUCAGGAAGGUGGGACAGGAUGGCUCGCUCUCUGUAUGAGUGGCUGUGGCAGCACGAGUUCUGGCUGCCCCCAGGAAUCACCUGGGAGGACAUGCAAGAAUCUGAAGACACUCAUUACCCUCAGCCUCGUGAUCUCCUGCUCAGUAUCCCGUUUGCUUUAAUCUUGGUAGUCAUUCGAUGUGCCUUUGAAAGAGCCAUAGCCCUGCCCCUCUGUCCCAAACUGGGUGUGAGGGACAAGCAGAGACCAAAAGUUCAGCCCAACCCCGUGCUGGAAACGUUCUAUAGUACACGCCGCAAGAACCCUAAAGACGGUGAGCUGCUCAAUUUAGCCAAGCAAUGUGACUUGCCAGUGAGAAAGGUGGAGAAGUGGUUCCGACACCGGAGGAACAUGGACCGGCCCAGCCUGUCCAAGAAGUUCAGCGAGGCCUGCUGGAGAUUUACAUUUUACAUCAUUUCUUUCUUCACUGGACUCGCUGUCCUGUAUGAUAAGCCUUGGCUUUGGGACCAUAGAGAGUGCUGGACCGGAUAUCCACAACAGCCUCUCCAGCCCUCCCUGUUUUGGUACUACAUGCUGGAGCUCUCCUUCUACUGGUCACUGGUCUUCACCUUGCCCUUUGAUGUGAAGAGGAAGGAUUUCAAGGAGCAGAUAGUCCAUCAUGCUGCAACCAUCUUCCUGAUCAGUUUUUCAUACUGUGCCAACUACAUCCGCAUUGGGACACUGGUGAUGGUGAUUCAUGAUGCUUCUGAUUGCUUCCUAGAGCCAACUAAGAUAUUCAAUUACAUGAAAUGGAAAAAAACUUGUGACAGCCUCUUUAUGAUCUUCUCAGCUGUUUUCUUGAUCAGCCGCCUGAUCAUUUACCCCUACACAGUGCUUUAUAACACCUACUAUUACUCCAUGGAGAUAUUCCAACCCUUCUUUGGAUACUACUUUGUGAAUGUUCUCCUGAUAAUUCUGCAGCUGCUCCAUGUCUUCUGGUCCUGCCUAAUUAUUCACAUGGUCUACAAGUUCAUCCUCCAGGGCACGGUCCAGAUUCCUGUAUAUUUCCUGAUCUGUCAGUUCCAGAGUGAUCCAAGGUGCAGGUUGUUCACAGAAGAUACUGUCUCCCAUCCAUAUUGUCCUUGGAGGCAGAGUGAAUUCAGUGCAAAUUUAGAUUUUUACAAAUCCUGUCUGCAUCUGGUUGUAGUGAUCUUUUGAAAGAGCAUGAGCUGGAAUAGAGAUCUCAAUAUGAUCUGGGAGAUCUCAAGAAGAAUGGGCAGCCAUAAAUGGAGAUUAAAUUUCUGGGCAGCACCUGAUUUUCCCCUGAGCAGUUUCUAAAGCUGAGGUCACAGAAGGGGUUUACAGCUUUCCCUCUGUCCAACAAGGAGUGUGACACUGUGAAUUUGUCCCCAAUAUUGGCAUCCUAUAUGACAGAGUAGAGACAACCUGAGAAGCCAGGAAGUGCUGAGCUGCUCUUUUCUAAGCUGUCAUUUUAUCCCAUUAUUUCUUUUUUGCCUUCUUCUUAAGGCAGAUAAUUAAAUAUUUACAGAAGUAGAUUACAGAUCUAUCAGUCAAUAAACAGCAAGAGGAAAAGCCUGACCAUAAAACUGAAUGCAGUCAGAGUGGAGUGGCUUUGUGUUGACCCUUUGGGAAGCAUGUUUCCAGCCUGUCCUGAGUGUUGUCAGCCUGCAGCCACCCAGGCCACGUUACCACCCAGGCAAAAGUUACUCCUUGUCCGUUUUGGAAAGUAUAAAAUAGCUUGAUUAAUGGCCUCCCCCAUCCUUCUCCCUCAUGCUGAUGACCAGUGCAGCAAUGUGGAUCUCCUCAGGCUUACACAGUUGUCUUCAGUCCUGGGCAUUUGUGGUUUUGCUCUACUUCGCAGCCUGUAAUUCCUAAUUUCAGGAAUUAUGUGUAUCAGGAAUGUGUAUCAGGAUCACAGAUGAGAUUCCAGUGAGACUGAAAGCAAAAAGGCAGGGAGAAUCUGCUCCCAAGGGUAAUGUAAAAGCUGCAGGGAUCCUGUGCUGAGUGGCUGAGGCAGCAGGUGCAUGGUCAGCCUGUGGCUCAGCCAUCACUGCUGCUUGUGGAACUGCUGUGUUUAUCUGGCCUCUCACUCACCUGCCUUUGUAGAUGGAAAAGGACAUGAGAAGUGACACAGAAGAAAGUGACAAGGAUGAAGAAAGAGAUAAAAUUAGAGAAAA
Messenger RNA from Haemorhous mexicanus (house finch), 2228 nucleotides. RefSeq names its product ceramide synthase 4-like. Lineage: Eukaryota; Metazoa; Chordata; Aves; Passeriformes; Fringillidae. Gene Ontology annotation, biological process: regulation of DNA-templated transcription; ceramide biosynthetic process. The coding region runs from base 10 to 1248 and encodes 412 amino acids. The record is from RefSeq and is a predicted model, not a curated record. Gene Ontology annotation, cellular component: membrane. Gene Ontology annotation, molecular function: DNA binding; DNA-binding transcription factor activity, RNA polymerase II-specific; sphingosine N-acyltransferase activity. The transcript is spliced from 11 exons.